Messenger RNA from Melampsora larici-populina 98AG31, 735 nucleotides. RefSeq lists its product as uncharacterized. Gene Ontology annotation, biological process: glycerophospholipid catabolic process. The transcript has 6 exons. Bases 1 to 735 code for a protein of 244 amino acids. Gene Ontology annotation, cellular component: cytosol. The record is from RefSeq and is a predicted model, not a curated record. Gene Ontology annotation, molecular function: A2-type glycerophospholipase activity. Lineage: Eukaryota; Fungi; Basidiomycota; Pucciniomycetes; Pucciniales; Melampsoraceae.
AUGACAAUUGCUCUACAGGACGGCUCGGAUCCGGACCCACCAUUUUGGGCAAAGCUCCUGAAGCUGUUCAUCAAGGGUGAAUUUUAUGAGGCAUUGGUUCCGAAUCCCUUCCAAGGAAAAGCAGUUGGAAUGUUUGGCGACGUGGGAUUUGAAGACUCGAAUUUAGACACCCUCCUACUCGCUGAUGGUGCCAUGGCUUCGGAGAAUCUACCUCUCUUCCCUUUGAUACAGCCAGCCAGAAAUGUAGACAUCAUACUGGCUAUAGACUCGACCGUUAAUGGACACUCAUUUGAAAAUCCAAACGUCCAUGGUUAUCCAAAUGGCACUACCUUAUACUUAACUUCUCUCAAACUGCAAGACCCAAACUACCAAGGUUACGCAUUCCCAAAAGUACCCAACGCAAUGGAUGGCAGCUUUACCUCUGCUGGAUAUGAUAGAAGACCGACACUGUUCGGAUGUGAGGAUCCCAACGCACCCCUGAUACUCUACCUUCCCAACCAUUUUGUAUCAGCACAAACAGACAUGCCAACCAUGCAAACGGACUACACUUGGCAAGAGAUUGAUGGAUUCUUUCAAAACGGUUUCCAUAUUGCAACUCAAUCCAACUCGUCAUAUGUUGAUCCUGAAUGGCCUGCAUGUUUGGCUUGUGCAAUGAUCGAAAAGCAAAGGAUUCGAAAUUCACAAGCCCGAACCGGCCAAUGCUCUGCUUGCUUCAGUCGAUACUGUGCUAAAUGA